CGCCGGCUCUCCGGGUCAUGGCGCUGACGCGCGCCGAGCGCUGCCUGGUGCAGCUGCUGCGCUGCCUGUCGCUCGCCUUCCUGGCGCUGCUCAGCCUGGCUGGGCGCGUCUCCUGCGUGCUGCGCUGGAAGGCGAAGGGCGCCCGCGGCUCUGGCCCGCCGCGCACCGUCCCGCCGCCCAACCGGGCGCUGCUGGUUCUGCCCGGCGUGGAGCUGGCGCGGCGCAUCCGCCGCAGAGAGCUGAAGUGUGUCGAUCUCCUUGAAGCAUACAUUGAGAGAAUCAAGCAAGUGAACCCACUCAUCAAUGCCAUUGUUAAAGACAGGUUUGAGGCCGCCUUGCAGGAAGCUCAGAUCGUUGAUCAGCUGGUGUCCGAGGGACAGGAAGAUGAAGAGUCGCUCCAGAAAAAAUUCCCCUUGCUGGGCGUUCCCAUCACCAUUAAGGAAGCUAUUUCAUUACAUGGAAUGCCCAAUAGCUCUGGGUUGGUUAACCGCCGUGACGUGAUCUCCACGGCGGAUGCUGUCGUGGUAUCCCGGUUAAAGCAAGCGGGCGCUAUUCCUCUGGGGGUGACCAACUGCAGCGAGCUGUGCAUGUGGUUUGAGUCCAGCAACCUGGUGUACGGCCGAUCUAACAACCCCUACAACCUUGGCUGCAUGGUGGGAGGCAGCUCAGGAGGUGAAGGGUGCAUCUUAGCAGCUGCUGGUUCGGUGAUGGGGAUCGGCUCAGACAUUGGGGGCAGUAUCCGUAUGCCUGCCUUCUUCAAUGGGAUUUUUGGACACAAGCCCACCACAGGUGUGGUGCCCAACAGUGGCCAAUUCCCUAAUGCUAUAGGCACCCGUACCAAGUUCCUGUGCACUGGACCCAUGUGUCGUUAUGCUGAAGACCUAGAACUCAUGUUGAGAGUCAUGGCUGGACCAAGCAUUUCCAAACUGAAGCUGGAUGACAAGGUAUCCUUGCAGAAUAUAAAGUUCUAUUCUAUGGAACAUGAUGGAGGGUCCAUUUUCAUCCUCCCGGUCGAUAAAGAGAUUCUUCAAGCUCAUCGGAAAGUGGUAAUGCACAUAGAGACUGACCUGGGGGCUAAAGUUGAGAGUGUGGCCAUCCGCAAAAUGAAGUAUUCCUUCCAGAUAUGGUCAGCCAUGAUGUCUUCCAAGAGCAGUGAUGGUCAGGAAAAUCAAACCUUCACUGAUUUGCUCGGAGACCACGGGAAGCCAGUGUGGCCAUCGUGGGAGCUGGUGAAAUGGAUGAUGAGAAUGUCUUCUCAUACAUUACCAGCCAUUGCACUAGGAAUAACGGAGAAGCUGACAAAAUACAAUGCCAGGAGGAAUGCUAAGCUAGCAAGCAUGGCACAGAGCCUGCAAGCAGAGAUGGUGGAAUUAUUAGGGGAGAAUGGUGUCUUCUUAUACCCUUCGCACCCUGUACUAGCUCCCAAGCAUCACAUGCCCCUGGGGAUGCCAUUCAAUUUUGCCUACACAGCCAUCUUCAAUAUUCUGGGCUUACCAGUGACCCAGUGUCCUCUCGGCUUGAGCAAGGAUGGACUUCCUUUAGGCAUCCAGGUGGUGGCAGGACCCCAUAAUGACCACUUGACCUUGGCUGUGGCACGAUACUUGGAGAAGGCGUUUGGAGGCUGGGUUCCCCCUGGCCCAUCCUAAUGUGUUCCCUGGGACCUGGAGGCAAAAGAAGCAGGACGCUACCCCCUCUGAGAAGUCUAGGGCUAGGUGUCUGUGCCUGACGUUUCGAAGGGCCAUGUCACCUUUCCUCACCUAUGCAACCCAAGGGAAUACACAUGGGGUAAUGAACUUGUUCACUAAGUUAGAUAAUGUCUCCCAUGCAAGCAAAGCCCAAAGAAUGAAGGAGUCAGCUGGCUCUUCUCUUUGACUCCCCUGCUAGAUUCAUGGGAAGAUGCUGUCUCAGGGAAAGCAAGACUGGGAGCCAUGUUUAUGGGAUGCGUGAGAUGGUCUUUUUUGGCCCUUUUGCUUUGUUUUGGACCACAACAUUGGUAGAGUAGGGUGUGGUGUCCCUUGCUUCUAUAUUUUUUUGCUGCUUAGAAAUCAACUUAGACCAAGAAGAUUUUAUAGAAUUGCAUUCCUCUGUUAGAAAGAACAGGAGAAACUAAGGUUCCCAGGUCCCUCUCCAUUUGCACAAAAAAUGAGAAACAGCCCUGGGAUCAGACACCUGAGCUUUGCGUCACCUUUUCAUGGACUUCUGCUCAAGUGAGGGUUGAUGUCAGUGUUUUUCAACCUUGGCCACUUUCAGAUGUGUGGACUUCAACUCCCAGAAUUCUCCAGCC
This is a messenger RNA of Candoia aspera, 2284 nucleotides long. RefSeq names its product fatty acid amide hydrolase 2 (gene FAAH2). Gene Ontology annotation, cellular component: endomembrane system. Bases 18 to 1646 code for a protein of 542 amino acids. Lineage: Eukaryota; Metazoa; Chordata; Lepidosauria; Squamata; Candoiidae. The record is from RefSeq and is a predicted model, not a curated record. The transcript has 11 exons.